CGUGUGGAACAGCAUGGCGACAGUAGGCGAUUGUUCGAAAAUGCCUCAAAAAAGAAGCGCCGAGGAAAUGUCUUUGGACGAACCAACAGCUAAAGCCAUUAAGCUUUCAGAUGAUGCUUAUACUUAUACAGAUUUUAUCACAGAACUGAAAGACACAUCAACUUCUAUGAGCGCUAUAUAUAAAUUCACAACAUCAGCCUCAAAAUAUCCAGACAUUAGUUAUGACUUGGUGGCUCAUUACUGUGAAAAUUCCAAUGAUUUUGAAGAUCUUUUCUCUGUUCUGUUUUCUACUGAGAAAAAUUGUAAAGACGCUAUUCUUGUCUUUGAUGCUCUUCGCCUGAUUUUGAUUCGAAUUGCUAGUGACCUGAACUGCUAUCGGAAUCUUGGUAACAUGAUUGCUCAGAAACUUCUUACUGUACAUUUAGAAAUGUUGGAAAAUGUUUGCAAACUUGGCCAUUCUCAUGUGACAUCAGCCAUAAAACUUUUAACAACCAUUGUUGUUUUCAGUGAAACAACUGCAAAAUUAGUCAUAACUAACUUUCCUUUUGAUAAACCUGACUUUGUUAAAAAUAUAUUAAGCAGAAGAAAUAAAGCGGUUGAUGAAGAUGCACGUACCUGUUUUUUCCAUUUUAUAUCCUCAUUUUUGGUUACCAGGAGUGAUGCUGUUAUCAGUGAACUAAUUACUAAACACCAAACAAUUGUGAAACUGAUGUUUGAAGAAAUGGCAGUAGACAAGGCAUCUUCACUUAAAAUUUUUCUGCCCCUUGUUUUAGAAAAGAUUGUCAAAAAUGAUGUAAUUGGUAAAGGUCCCAAGGUGAAAAUAUUUAAAUUUCAUGAAUUAACUGGAUUGGUUACGUUAUACAAUUGGAUUGGUCCUGAACACUGGAAAAAAGUAGUGUUACAGAGAGUUAAAGUGAAAAAAUGUGAUAGUCCUGAAGAGCUUGAUAUAGUGCGAAAAUGUACACAUGAACUUCUCCUUGAACUUUUGACCUCUCCCCGUAAUGGCAUUAUAUUCUUUAAUAAAUCCUUUAGACUCUCUUGUAACAGAACCCUUCAGCAUAUUCUAGAAAAGCUUCUCAAGAAACCUUUCCUUCAGGAUCCAUUAAUGACUGAACUUAUUUGGAAAGCAUUUCAAGUUUGCCCUGAACAAAUUCAACCAUUCUUCCAGAAAAUGCAAAAAUGCUUCAAUUUUAAAGAUACUUCCAAUUUUUUACUCGUUAUUGAAUUCUUUAAAAAGGUUUUGGAAUGUCAGCCAGACAUCCUCACUCCUUUGAAGACAUUCAAAAAACUUCCUCUGGAGAAACUUGCUGAAAUGGUAUUUUCCAUUCUUAUACCACCUUCAUUCAUCAUAAAAGAGAUUGAGUGCAAUUUAAAAAAUCGUGAAUUACACAUUAGACAUGUUUGCCUGGAUUACAUAUUCACAUUGUUGAAGAAAUUAUCAAACAUCUCAAACUAUUGCACAUCAGGCACUUUUCUAGCCAACACCACAGUCUACAGUAAAGCAGACAUUGAAGAAUUCCAUUCACUUUUCAGAGCAGAAAUGAAGAAAUUGCUUCCAAGUACUGCUACUAUAUAUCAGUGUUGGAUAAAAAUGGACCAACCAAAACCUACAGAGACAGACACUAAAGAAAAUUAUUCAGACAAAGUUGAUCCUCUUGAACAUGUGGCACUCAGUAUGCAGAUAUUUUGCCUCUAUCAGUCUUUGAUGCCUUCUUCUCUGUCUGAUGCUACCUUUGGAGAAAUCAUAAUUAGAAUGCAGAAGCUUUUUAAUCUGUGGAAAGAAGACAAGGAAACUACUGAGGAAGACGACAGUGGUAAUAGUUAUUCAGUGUCAGAUGAAAGAAACCUGAAGAUUCAUUUGCAGACUAAAAUAAAAUUAUAUUUUUUCAAGAUAUUUGCUGACAUUGGUCUACGGUGGACAAAGAUUAAUGAUCUGAAGCAAGCUCACAUAUACAUUAUUCUGGAUUUGUUAGUAACCAUUCGAGAUCCUCAACUGCUUAUAAUCAACAAGUCAUUAGUAUGUCAGCUCCUCUACGAAACUGGUUUCUUUGCGGGUUUGGAAAAUGAGAUCCUUAUAUGGCUUGAUUGGCUGGUUCAUUUUAGUGCUGGCCAAGAAGGGGAUACUUUACUCCAGUUUGUGUCAAAUUUAUUUAUGGUUUAUAUUUCAAAUCCUUACACAUACAUUGACCAAGUGAUAAAUGUGAUUGCUAAGGCUCCCAAACUUGGAACUGAAGUCAGUGAAAAUGACAAACUAAGCACAUCUGAUCUUGAUGCAGUUUUAGAAAAUUUUAAUGAAGCUGAGUUAAAUGCGGCUGAAUCUGAAACUGUUGUAGCUGACAGCAUCAGAUUACCAUUCAGUCCUCUGAUUAUCAUUGCUUCUGAUCUGACAAAGGAAAUACCUGCAUCAAAAAAUUCUGCCUUGAAAAAUUUUCUAAGAUUCGUGUUAUUAGAUUUGUUCCAUGCUCAGUCGGAUCCACUGGCUCUUUGUUCUUUUGUGCUCAACAAAAAUAUCAAAGACCUCUGGUGGAUGAACAAAAGAAUUGUUAAUUAUAUCAGAUUGAUCUUACCAGACACAAAAUUGAAAAUAAAAACCAAUCCUGUUGACCUUGAAACUGCUGAAACAGAAACAUUUUCAGAUUUGUUUAAAACAUUCUACCGAAAUUCUUCUGUCUGUAUUAACAAUGAAAAAUUCAUAAAGCUACUACUGGAUUCAUUGAACUCCUUAAAUGUUACUGAAACAUUCAGGGCCUUCAAUCAGAAUCUAUUUUAUAUUAAAGUUUCAUUAAGCUGUUUUGCAAAGGGUACUGAAGUUUUACCUGAUGCCAGAAAAACUUUAGAACUUUAUUUCAAAAUUAUAAAGAAAAUAUUAAAUCAUUUAUUUGAAGCACUUUCAAAGGAUUCCUCUGUAAAUCCUUUAGAACAGUUUGCUCUGAAAGAUUUUGAAAUAUUUCAAAUGCAGAAGACUCCAGUGGGAGACCUCUUGAAGCAAGUCAUUGAUGUUCUCUCAUCUCAAAGCUCUUUGCUGUAUUGGUUUUUCUUUCUUGAUAAAAAUUCCUCAGAAUCUAAAUACACCAGUGAAACUUGCAGUUUUAUCAAGAAUCUUGUUACUGAUGAAUUAGUUCAGAUAUUUUGUCUUUUGUCUAAGGUAUCCAGUAAGAAAAAACAGAUCCUUCCAGAAGUUUAUAGCCUGAAAAUACUUCAGUCUAUAAAUAAUUUAUGUCAGCAGUCCAAGAAAAAAGGAGAUGUUAAAGCAGAUGAAUUAUCAUUUAUUUUUAGAAAUUUAAGUGACCUUGUUGAUACUCUUGAUUUUAUUAUCAUCCAAAAAAUUAUUACUACUUUUGUUCAAUCCAAAAAGAAUAGGGUAGUUUAUGAAGAUAGUUUGAAUAUUUCUGGUGAAACUUUAAUGAAGUUACUGAAUCAUUUAUUAACAAAUAGUAAAGAUGUGGACUUAGAAAUAACAAAUGUAAAUAUUAUUUUUCAUCUCCUGAAAUCCUCUAAACUGUUGAUGGGACUCUUUACGAGAUUACUUCUUUUAAAACCAUAUUACUGUUUAGUGUGCUCUGCCAAAACAUUUAAAUAUUUCCUCACUGUGGAACCUCCAAAUUAUUUAAACCUGGUUCAGAUUUUGAUGAAAUUUAAUCCAAAUUUAGAUCAGGUUUUUGUUGACUGGAUUCUGGAAGAUGGCUUGACUAAGGACUUUUUGGAAACAUAUCUUGAAGUGUGUAUUUCUUGGUGCCAAUUGCAGAAUGUACCACUUGAAGGUGACAAAAUAGUAUGUCUCAAGAAAAUCAGUAAGAUUUACCGUAAAUAUCUGUCUAAAUGGAUGAACCAACUGGGAACUGAACCAGAGGAUAGUUCUCACAAUACCAAAUGCCAUAAACUUUUACAAGAAUUUACUCGAUUACAUGUUUCUGGUUUGAAGCAUUUUGUCACAAUUGAAUCUUUCAAGGAGAUUGUUGACAGGAAAGAAGUCCUUACUAUUGAGCAGUUACGUUGCAUUUUGCUGAAUGUUCAAAGGCUGGAAAACGAGAACAGUGAAAUGAAUGACAUCUAUAGCACCAGGCUUGAAAUUUGUAUCAAGUCUUUUAUUAACAGUCUCAAUCGAAAGUCAGAUGGUGUUCAAACUAAGCAACUAGAAGCAUAUCUUCUGUCAUUGUUGGAUAAAUAUUUAAAGAAUGUGUCAACAGAGCAGUGUGAUGUUCUUAAAGCAACAUGGUCUUCAUUCAUCCAAAGCAGUCUAAGAUUCUGUUUUACUAACCCCGUGUUGUUGCAAAUCUUGGUCAAUGUUCUUCCCUCAAUGUAUUGCAAGAAAAACAAAACAAAUGUCUCACCAACCCUGAAAGAACUUCACCAGAUGCUUAUUUACCAUUCUGAGUUCAUGAACAUUAUGAUGGAAGGUAACUCGGGUGUAACAAAAGAACUUUUACUGGACAUUAUUCUGAGUAUCAUGGAGAUGGAACCAGAAUGCUGUGUUGAAGCACAUCUCAAUAUCUUUUUUGGAGCCUAUGGAGCCACCUUAUCUCUGCAAGAUCAGAAACUGUUGAAGAUCAUUUCACUUUAUGAGAAGAAUGGAAUCAAUCUUAAUAAAUUUAGGCCAUAUUUAUGGGGGACAAAAUUUAUGGAAGUCUAUGCAAUGAACAGAGAUUUACAAGAUCAUUUAAAGAUACAAGGCAGUGUCACUGAUGUAUUAAAUUUCAUUGACAAGAAUAAAAUGAUGAAUUCUGUUUCAAAUUUUCCUUUGGAGAGAAAACUAUGUCCCUCUACAAUUCUUCCUAUGGACAAACUACAGUCGUUAUCUACUUGUUAUGAUCCUAGUUUUCUUCUCCCGAUGUUCAGCUACAUAUUGGCACCAGAAAACCAACUGGAGUGUCUCCUCUUCAUUGAGAAAAACUGCUUCAAUUUUUGUAUCAUUGCCUUGAGUUGCUAUGAUGACGACUUGCGUGCAGCUGCAUACCAUGCACUUUUUCACUUCAAAGGUCAUUUGAUUAGCAACAUUCGGUUUUAUCUACGGGACCAAUUUCUUUAUGUGCUGAGAUUCCUAAAGAACAGUGUGAUCAAAGACAAUGCCCGAAUCCCUUUCGUAACAAGUCUGUAUUUAGUCAGAGUUUGCCAAGUUAUAUUAAAUAAAGGUCAUGACCUUUAUUUUUCUAUUAUUGGUUUACUUACGGUGAAGCCUUUCUUUGAUCUAUAUACAGUGCCAGAAUUUUCCCAGAUGUUUAAUUGUUCCUCACUUAUGCAUUACAGAGAAAGAAAAUGGAUGCUCUUUCUACUUCAUGAUGGUCUUCGAGGAAUGACAGAACAUAAAAUAUAUCAAAGACGUCAUGUGUUCAAGAUCAUCAUGUCUUAUGCUAAUUCUUCUUUAUGUGACGGGGGAAUUCAGGAAAUGGUGCUACGUAUACUAAUGCAGGCCUGUACAGAAAAGACAGCCAUUCUGAUGACACGUGAAUACGGCAUCCUAACUUGGAUUAAUUCAUUCGUUUCUAACGUGGAUCUUCAUUCACAGUUGACAGUUCUCAUCACAAAAUUAGUGGACAAGAUCUGGCAUGCUCUUCAGCAGAAGAACAAAUCUCAGAGUGACGACAAAGACUUCACAUUGCCAAAGCCAUUUUUUACUGAAAUGCAGAUCUUAUUAUUAAAUCUAUUGGAUCAUUUCAGAGAAGAGAGUGCUGGAACAGCAAUGAAAAUAUUUUUGCCACUAUUCAGUUCAGUUAUGGAACACAAGAAAAGGAUACAAUCACAAGAGGAAAGAACAGUAUCAUCAACAGAUAAAAAUCAUGGAGACAGUGAAGAAAAGAAUGAUGAUAGUAAUGGUCAUGAUGAGGAAGCUGAUAAGAAUCCAAGUCAAGAUGUUGGCUUAAUCACACAAAGAGACAUUCUUUUAUUACUAUUUCAAAGUCGACAACUUAUGCAAUCUACUCAUAUUUUUCAACAAGCUCUGGACAUUCUAAAACUCAAAGGAUACAAUUGUAGUUAUCUGACAGAUGUUCCCAAGAAAAAGAUGGUGUCAUCAACUCAAGAUACUACUGAAGAAACUGAUAUGGAUGAUUCCUCAUCUGUUAUCUCUGAGACGGAUGAGCUCAAUAAUAUGGAUGAUGUUUCAGAAGCAGAACAAAUUGAACUGACUAAAUCUCUUAUUAAUAUUUGUUUGGCUUGGAAGCCGUCUGUACCUAUUACUGAGAAUGCUAAAUUAGUUUUGACUCAAACAUUACAGUUAGUCAUUUCAUGGCUAAGUCAUGAGGUUUGCCACAAAGGGACCAUUAUUUUGUUACACGAUGUAUUAUUAUGGAUUGACAGAAUUCUUGAAAAUUGCAAUUCAAUUAUUCCUGAUCUUUUGACUAGUGAAAAUUCCACAAUUUCUGUAAGAAGCUUCCCUGAAAAUCUAUUAGUAUUUCAUGGAGGAAUUAUUUCUAUGAAAGUACCUGACAACAUUAACCAGAUGGAAAGCCGUCUGGAAUUAGAUUCUGCAUCUAGUGAAACUAUACAGAAAUCUCAAAAAUUACUUGCUAAGCUUUGCAAAAUUCUUACAGGUUUUGAAAUUCAAAACAUUACUGAUCAACCUGUUAAUUAUUAUCCAUUUUUAGACAAAGUUGUAAAUACAACCAUUUAAUAAUAGAAGAAAAAAAAGUUUUUUUUGAUUAAAAUAUCUGAGAAAUUUAUUUUCAAUAACAUUUUUAUAUUUCUA
Messenger RNA from Octopus sinensis (East Asian common octopus), 6682 nucleotides. RefSeq names its product nucleolar pre-ribosomal-associated protein 1. Gene Ontology annotation, cellular component: nucleolus. Lineage: Eukaryota; Metazoa; Mollusca; Cephalopoda; Octopoda; Octopodidae. Bases 14 to 6607 code for a protein of 2197 amino acids. The transcript is spliced from 34 exons. Gene Ontology annotation, biological process: maturation of 5.8S rRNA from tricistronic rRNA transcript (SSU-rRNA, 5.8S rRNA, LSU-rRNA); maturation of LSU-rRNA from tricistronic rRNA transcript (SSU-rRNA, 5.8S rRNA, LSU-rRNA). The record is from RefSeq and is a predicted model, not a curated record.